Messenger RNA from Neltuma alba, 1622 nucleotides. Its product is annotated as NAC domain-containing protein 73. The transcript is spliced from 4 exons. Lineage: Eukaryota; Viridiplantae; Streptophyta; Magnoliopsida; Fabales; Fabaceae. Gene Ontology annotation, biological process: regulation of DNA-templated transcription. The coding region runs from base 307 to 1251 and encodes 314 amino acids. The record is from RefSeq and is a predicted model, not a curated record. Gene Ontology annotation, molecular function: DNA-binding transcription factor activity; transcription cis-regulatory region binding. Gene Ontology annotation, cellular component: nucleus.
AUUUUUUUUCUGCAUUUAUGCCCCUGUGCUCCUGACCUUAACUCUCUCUCUCUCUCUCUCUCUCUCUCUCUCUCUCUCUGAAGGAGUUUUCGAAAGCAAGCAGUUCAUCACUUCAAUCAUUGAAUCAUACGCAAAAAUCAGAAGCAGAGAAAAGCAAAAAGAGUGAAGUCUGUCUUCCCGGUAUAUAUAGAAGUGGUUAAAUUCGUUGUGGAAGCUGCUAGCAGAAGGAGGAACGUACGCCCAAACAAGAAAAGCUGUGCUUAAUUAGGGAUAUAUGAGCUUAUAGCUGGAAAUAAACUCAGAAAGAUGACAUGGUGCAAUGAGUCCAAAGAUGAGGAAGGCAUUCAAAUGAGCAAUCCCAAAACCUCUGAAACGCAAAUCAUAACUUGCCCUUCAUGCGGACAUACCCUAGAAUUUCAAGAUCAGGGUGAUAUACUGAACGAAUUGCCGGGGCUGCCAUCUGGGGUGAAGUUUGAUCCGAACGAGCAGGAGAUUUUAGAGCAUUUGGAAGCCAAGGUUGAGUGUGAUGUUCGUAAACUUCAUCCUCUUAUUGAUCAGUUCAUUCCGACUCUUGAAGGCGAAAAUGGUAUCUGUUAUACGCACCCAGAAAAGCUACCAGGAGUAAGCAAAGAUGGGCAGAUUCGCCACUUCUUCCACAGGCCAUCAAAAGCAUACACAACUGGGACAAGGAAAAGAAGAAAGGUUCACUGUACAGACGAAGAAGGAGGCGAAACAAGAUGGCACAAAACAGGCAAAACAAGACCAGUCUUCGUUAAUGGUGCACUCAAGGGUUUCAAGAAGAUACUUGUUCUUUAUACUAACUAUGGCAGAAAAAGGAAGCCCGAGAAGACCAGCUGGGUGAUGCAUCAGUACCACCUCGGAACCAACGAAGAAGAGAAAGAAGGACAACUCGUUGUUUCCAAGGUUUUCUACCAGACGCAACCCAGACAAUGCGGUUCCAUUAACAAUAAUAAUAUCAUUAAAGAUAAUCCUUAUGAUCAUCAGAAAACGUCCAACGACCAAACGGGAAGUAAUGAUCGUGACACGUGCAGUGCAAUAAUACCUAAUAAGAGUGGAUCUGGUGUUUUAGACUACUACAGUUCUCCUUACAUGAGUUAUGACCAUGUGAUGGUGGGUCAUAAUAACAACGUUAGAGAAAGUUCACCUCAACUUAUUCCAAACUUGGUCGUCCAAGGUGAUCCCUCUUCUUUCUUUUCAUUUAGCCAUGGAUUGAAGCAAAGAAAGACAUGAGACCAAAGUGCAUUGGAAGAUCAGCUUCCUGCUAGAGCAGUGGUGUGGGUGUGCGCGCGCGCGCGGGUGUGUGUAUAGCACGUAGUGGAGAUAUAUAUUCUUUUGAAUCAUAUAUACAGUGCAUUAUUUUAGUGGAAGAACAUGAUAUGAACUCACCAGAAUUAGCAGUUCAACUAUAUCAAUUGCAGUAUCUGAAAUGCUUGUUUAAGAUUUUGUUUAAGGUAUAUUUAUGGUGAGCUAUGACAUAUUAUGUAUCUUAUAGUUUACUACAGAAGUGAUAUGAUAAUGGAUAGAAGUGAGUAUAGGUUUAAUUUUGUUAACUGACUUUAUUAUUUUUGUUAAAUAGAAGAUUUGCUUUGGUUUUGCAUUUU